UGUUCUUUCCAGGUAUUGUAAGCAUAAACCUUCUUAUUUCUGCAACCAAUUCAACCAGCCAUGUCAACAAAUUCACUUACUACUCCAAAGGAUGAGACCUUCUCACAUGCCUUCAAUGAAAAUUUAACAGGAAAGAAUUCUUGUCAAAUUAAUAAUAACUUUACAGUGGCUUUGGACAAGCAGAUGGGUAUUGCUCAUUCUGACAAUGAAUUGCAAACAACUAAAAAUCACUCCUUGUCAGAGAGUGCCUUAUUCUCACCAGCAAUAUGUGUUCAUCAAGAUGGCAACUCUUGCAUAUCAGUUCAAGAUAACCAAGGCUUGAACAUGCUAAGCAACUCUUGCAAAGUCAGCCAGCCAUGGAAGGUUAUAAAACAUCUCUCAAGUUCAGAAUUGGAGGAGCUGAGUGUUGCUGAACUACGUCAAAUUCUGGCAACCCUCCUCUCGGCUAGUCAGGGAGCGUCUCUCUGCCUGGUGUCGCUGCUGCAGUCCCGGCACGAGCUGGAAGAGCAAGUCGAGCUCCGCAACAUUGCCAUAGAGCAGCUGCUGCGGCUGGCUGAGAAGCAUGCUUCCCUCUCGUCCUGCCCUUCUUCUCCUGCCAUCACUGGCCGGGGCUGAUCUACAAUGCUUCUCUUACCCUUCUUCUCCAACUGCUCCUCGCCCUCAUCUUGACACUCUUUCUUCUCUUCUUGACAAUCUUUCUUGUCUUCUUGACACUCU
Messenger RNA from Hyalella azteca, 717 nucleotides. RefSeq lists its product as uncharacterized. The transcript is spliced from 3 exons. Lineage: Eukaryota; Metazoa; Arthropoda; Malacostraca; Amphipoda; Hyalellidae. Bases 61 to 615 code for a protein of 184 amino acids. The record is from RefSeq and is a predicted model, not a curated record.